Molecule: messenger RNA, 2867 nt
Organism: Pleuronectes platessa (European plaice)
Lineage: Eukaryota; Metazoa; Chordata; Actinopteri; Pleuronectiformes; Pleuronectidae
Gene: dnaja1
Product: DnaJ heat shock protein family (Hsp40) member A1
Exons: 9
Coding region: 194-1426 (410 amino acids)
Biological process (GO): response to heat; protein refolding
Cellular component (GO): cytosol; cytoplasm
Molecular function (GO): ATP binding; Hsp70 protein binding
Source: RefSeq, a predicted model, not a curated record
UUAAACCUGUCUCCGGCGGCGCAGCACACGCUUGUUUUGGUGACUCCGCCGCCGCCGGUCGCGGGAAAGUGACGUCACACUGGAAGAAUCUGGAAGCGUCGCAUCGCGAGCCGAAGUCUGCUUCAGGAACUUGUGAGGAUUCUCGCCACUGACUCGCUCUCAGGGUUUGAAGGUUUCAUUGUUAAAAGCAAACAUGGUGAAGGAAACAGGUUUCUAUGACACAUUGGGCGUGAAACCUAACGCUACUCCCGAUGAACUGAAAAGAGCCUAUCGCAAACUCGCCCUAAAGUAUCACCCAGACAAAAAUCCCACAGAAGGAGAGAAGUUCAAGCAGAUCUCACAGGCGUACGAGGUGUUGUCAGAUGCCAAUAAGAGGGAGGUGUAUGACCGUGGAGGGGAAAAGGCGAUAAAGGAAGGAGGAACCGGUGGUGGUGGUGGCGGGGGUGGGGGGGGCUUUGCUUCGCCUAUGGACAUCUUUGACCUGUUCUUUGGUGGAGGCAGUCGGAUGCACCGAGAGCGAAAAGGGAAGAAUAUCGUUCAUCAGAUUUCAGUGACACUGGAAGAUCUUCAUAACGGAGCGACAAGAAAACUUAACCUGCAGAAGAACACAAUCUGUGAGAGAUGUGAAGGUCGAGGAAGUCGGAAAGGAGCGGCACAGAUGUGCAUGACCUGCCACGGCACAGGCAUGCAGGUCCGCAUGCACCAGCUAAUACCUGGGAUGGUGCAGCAAGUGUCCACAGUGUGCCACAGCUGCCAGGGCCAAGGACAGAGAAUCAGCCACAAGGAUCGCUGCAAAACAUGUGCAGGCCGGAAGAUCAUGCGUCAGAAGAAGAUCCUAGAGCUCCACAUCGAUAAAGGAAUGAGAGAUGGUCAGAAGAUUGUGUUCCACGGAGAGGGGGAUCAGGAGCCAGGACUUGAGCCUGGGGAUAUCGUCAUUGUCCUGGACCAGCGGGAACAUCCACGUUUCACCAGGAAAGGAGAGGACCUGACCAUGUCCAUGGAGUUACAGCUGGUUGAAGCUUUGUGUGGUUUCCAGACACCAGUUCAGACACUGGACAACAGAACUCUCCUCAUCACGUCACAUCCAGGAGAAUUGAUCAAACCUGGAGACACAAAGUGCGUCCCGAAUGAAGGAAUGCCCACAUAUCGCAGACCAUUCGAGAAGGGACGCCUCAUUAUUCACUUUUCAGUGGUGUUCCCAAAAGCCAACUUCCUCCCUGAGAACAAGCUGAAGGAGCUGGAGGGCUACCUCCCUGAGAAGGUGGAUGCCGAGCAGCUGGACCGAAUGGACGACGACCUCUACAUCUACGCCGACCUGGAGGACUGUGACUUGGAGAACAGAAAACGGCAGCACCAUCAGUACUACUACACGGAUGAAGACGAAUACACCAACACGAAUUCAGGUGUUCAGUGUCAGACGUCUUAAACCCGCCACUGGCUUGUUCUCAUGCCAGACACCCAAACCCUCAUCUCUGAAGAAAAGCACGUUUUCUGACAUUUUCUUUUCAGCUGAAUCACGAACACCCUCCUGCUUUAUUUUCAUAUGUAGAUUUAUUGAGUGGAGUGUCAAAGUUCUAAAACUGAACUCGGAUGCAGGUGAGUUUGAUUCCUCGUCAUCUCUGGGACCUUUGUUCAAAUUCAUAUUUUUCCCAAUCACACUGUGACCGAGGGCUGGUUUCAUAGACGCAGAAGAAGAACCAGGACUGACUGCUUCUUUUGCAGUUCCACUCACACUGAUGGCCAAUAUUCCUCUGAAAACAACCUCCACCUUUUAUAGUGUUACUAAAUCUGUUGUUGUGAAUUGCUUGUUGAUGACUCGUUCAGUCGGUUGUGUGUGUGUGUUGACCCAAUCUUCAGAUGGUGGUUGUGUAGAGGGAUUAUGCAUCGAUACUUUACCCUUUCAAAGGGCUAUUUUAUAAACAAUUUUGACAAUGUGACAGGUUUGGAAUGAUUCAGGCAAGAGAGUAUUUAGGUUCAAGCCACUUGUAUGUAGAUUAUUCCAACUAAUAUUUAAGUUUAGUUAAAUAUUUGUACUUUUGAGAUGCAGUUAGUUGUCGAAUUGUUGUGAUGCCACCGUUGUUUUUGUUUUGGCCACAUGUACUGAGAGGGGAACAUCUCAUACACUCACACACACAUUUGGAAAAAGGAUUCCGCAAACUGCUCAUCUAGAUAAUUUCACUCACACUUUCGUCAGGUAUUUUAACGUAAUUCUGUUGUACAGAUAAUAUCAAAUAUUCAGGCCCCCGAUUCCAAAAUACAUAUGGAAUUUCUCAAGUGCCAAUUUGCACUGAAGCUUAAACGAAAAAGGUAUGACAGAUGUUUUAGUUGUUUUUUAAGAAGUGGAAUGGUUUUUUUUCUUCAGAUAUGUGAUUUUAAAAACUUUACAAGAUGUAGAUUUCAGUAAAUUUAUAACACAUUCUAUUCAAGUAUCUUCUUGAAGGGUUUUGGCUGGUGUCGGCCCAAAAGCUAUUAAGUGUCUUUAUUUUUUUUCACCUUGAUUCUAAUUUUAAUAGUAAACGCCAUAUUGGACUUGAAGUCGGCCCAGCUGACACCUCUGUGUAGUGUCUGCCUGUUGAAAGCCUUAUCAGAACUUAACUUGAAGCGACAUGAUAAUGCAGUUUUUUCAUGUGUUUUUUAAUUUUGCCUUGGAUAUUGUAAAACACAACUAUGCUCACAGAGGCGAGGUUCCUUACAGUUGUUUGAUUGUUAUUCUUCAAAGCAGUUGCAAACUUCUGGUUCGUCACACUGUCGGGGCUAUUUAACUCUUUUUAAGUGUUGUCAAGGUCUUAAUUUGACUGUUUGCAUGUUGGGACCAAUGAUCCACUUGUUUGUGUUUAUGUUUUCUAAUUAAAUGCAGUUUGAUGGUU